Lytechinus pictus (painted urchin) is the source of this 1650-nucleotide messenger RNA. RefSeq names its product slit homolog 1 protein-like. Bases 1 to 1650 code for a protein of 549 amino acids. Lineage: Eukaryota; Metazoa; Echinodermata; Echinoidea; Temnopleuroida; Toxopneustidae. Gene Ontology annotation, molecular function: protein binding. Gene Ontology annotation, biological process: signal transduction. The transcript has a single exon. The record is from RefSeq and is a predicted model, not a curated record.
AUGGCAGCUCUAACCAAACUCUCCCUCGAAGAAAAUAAUAUCAAUGUCAUCAACAGUCAAAAUGAAAGCUGGGAUCUAUCACUUACCCAUCUGAAUAUAGCUCGUAACCAGUUUAGGGAGAUUAACAGCUCUGCAUUCCAAGGACUCCGUACUCUCCGGUUCCUUGAUUUAAGUGGAAAUACCGAAUUGCGUGUCAUUGAUGAAAACACCUUCGCCAAUGUCCCGUUCCUCAAAAUGCUAGAUCUGUCAGGUACAGUUAUAACUGAUCUGCAUGCAAUACACCAUCUUCCUUUCCUAACUAGCCUAAUUCUACAAUCGGGAUAUUGUCCCACUCACCUGAUCCAACCAGGUAAUCUUGGUAAUGUAACGCCCUCUCUGGCUGAACUAAAUUUAGUCGACGCUGAACUCUUUACAAGCAAGAUAUGGGAUCCCAACAGCAAGACUUCUUCUUUUCUUGGCCUGUACAGGCUAUCAAGGCUGGAGCUAUCAAAGAAUGCACUGUUUCCCCUGCCAGUAGGGCUCUUCAAAAAUCUAUCCAACCUUAACAUUUUACGUUUAGAUGAUUGCAAGAUCCAUGAGCUGAAAAUUGGUGUUUUGGAUGAUCUUAGAAAUUUGUCCCAAUUAGAUUUAGCGAAUAACCUAUUUGUUUUUCUUCCUCGAGGUGUAUUUGACAAGAUUAAAAACUUGAAGGAACUGAUACUUGAUGGAAAUCAAUUAUCAUAUCUUGAUUCAAAUCUCUUCAAGUCCAACAUGGAUCUUACUUACUUAGACAUUUCAAAUAAUAAUUUAGCGGGCGUGAACAAGAGCACGUUUGAAUCCUUGGACAGACUUCGUGUCCUUAAUCUGGCAUAUAACCCUUUGGUCUGCAACUGUGAUCUUAAAUGGCUACACAGUUGGUUGAAAGGAUCAGUAGAGAUUGUUAAUUCAUUAGAUACCACCUGUCUCGAUACUCCAGCCACCCUGGCGCCCUUCGGGGGAAAGCAACUGAUCACCUUUGAUCCAAGUAAAGCUUGCGCUGUGGACAUCGCGCUAUACUGUGGCCUUUCCGUAGUUGGUGUGACGCUUCUCCUAAUGUUAGGUGUGGCAUACUAUCAUCGAUGGUGGAUUGGGUAUAAGUUAUUCCUUCUCAAGCUCUGCUUCGUCGGGUACAAUGAAAUCCGUGAGGACGUCCCUCGAGGAAACUUCCUGUACGACAUCGCCAUCAUGCUUCACGAAGACGACGAGGGAUGGGUCGAGGAACACCUUCGGCCAGCUCUCGCUAAAAGACUCCCGGAUUACGACCGCGUCGUUUGCGGUGAUAACGAGCUCAUGAUUGGUAUGCACUACCUCGACGCUGUCCACUAUGCCGUCGAAAAGAGCUUUAAAACUAUAUUCGUCAUUAGUCGUUCUGCUUUGCGGGACCAGUGGUAUCUUCUGAAGUUCCGGACAGCUCUUGAGUACAUCAACGACGUUGCAACAGAAAAGAUGACUCUUCUCUUCGUUGAAGACAUCGGUCAUGAAGAGCUUCCUUUCCUGAUUCGUUUAUUCUUGAGCGAUCAUCGACCGUAUCUCGUCUGGUCAGAUAACGAAAGGGGUCAGCAUUAUUUAUGGGAAGAAUUGGUUAAAGUCGUCACGGUCAACCUCAGAUGCAACAAUCUGGUACCUCCGUGA